Molecule: messenger RNA, 663 nt
Organism: Cetraspora pellucida
Lineage: Eukaryota; Fungi; Glomeromycota; Glomeromycetes; Diversisporales; Gigasporaceae
Source: the annotation of a GenBank genome assembly
AUGACUACCAAGAGUGCAAAGAGCACCUUCGGUCUUAGCAUACAAGGAUCGAAACAAUUACCUCCAUCACCGCUACUCACUAACACAGAAACAAAUCCUACAACGGCAAAAGUACCUGACAAGAAGGAAAAAGACCAUAUUGCACAUAAUUGCACCCUUCCCAAAAAUAAUCAAAACCAGCAGAAUGGAUAUUAUAACAAGAAUAAUCAACCUAAAAAGGUAAACUAUUGUGAUACAACCGAGGAAAUCUACAUUAACGAAGUAUGGGAAGAAGAAUUGUACAAUGUGGAUCAACCACAAAGAGGUCGACUACCGAAAAAUAUGAUAAACAACAAUGAUAACCAAGAACGAAAAAGAAAAGAAGAGCUUGAAGAACUUGAAAGCUUUUCGUCUGAUUGUGUUCCAUCUGAUGAAGAAAGUGCUGAAGAAACAAAAAAAAGUAGAAAAAUGGUGGAAAUUGAAAGCCCAGCUAUAUGUUUGACAGUAAUGAAAGAAAUUUCAACUGGAAAAAAGGUCUCUGUUGAUGAAAAAUCAACUAUAGAAGAACAAUUGAAUAAGAUCAUAGAAGAAGGAAAUGUUGACGACAAAUAUAAAGAAGAAAUAAAGGAAUUAUUUAAAAACAACAGAACCUUGUUUGCAAAUGGACUGGAAGAACUUGGAUGA